AUGGCUUUGACUCCUCAAGACGAACAGCUACGACUGCAGCAGCUGAGGGAUCUGAGGAGAAAAUGGCUGAAAGAUCAGGAGCUAAGUCCUCGGGAGCCCGUCCUGCCCCCCAAGAAACAGGGUCCAGUGGCGAGAUUCUGGGACAACUUCCUGCGGGAGAAGAGCCUCUGGAGGACCUAUGUAUGUGACUAG
Nanorana parkeri is the source of this 192-nucleotide messenger RNA. RefSeq names its product NADH:ubiquinone oxidoreductase subunit B6 (gene NDUFB6). NCBI's taxonomy places the organism in Eukaryota, Metazoa, Chordata, Amphibia, Anura, Dicroglossidae. The transcript has a single exon. Gene Ontology annotation, biological process: mitochondrial ATP synthesis coupled electron transport; mitochondrial electron transport, NADH to ubiquinone. The coding region runs from base 1 to 192 and encodes 63 amino acids. The record is from RefSeq and is a predicted model, not a curated record.